AUGGAUAUACAUUCUUUUCCAUGUCGUCAAAUAAAUAAUGUUAGUGAAGAAGAUAUAUUAGAUGUAUUUCGAUUAAUAUGGUUAGAUCAAAAUUGUGGAAAUGAUCAUUUAGAUAUUUUACAAACAAAAAUAUUAUUAAAACAAAUUGAUAAUAAAUGUUAUUUUUAUAAUGAUAUUUAUAAAUAUCGUGAUGAUUUAGAGAAAAAAAAUCUCUUUCAAAAAAAAUCUCUAUUAAUUAUAUCAGGUUUAUUUGUUGAAACACUUUUAAACGAUUCUUCUAUUAAUCAACCCUUAUCAUUGAUUAUUUUUUGUAAAGAUUAUGAUAAAUAUAAAGAAUAUUUAAAUAAAUCUUAUGUUAUUGAUAUUUGUACAGAUCAUAAUUUAUUAAAAGCAUCAAUUGAACGUUUUGGUCCAUCAUUAAAAGGUAGUUUAUUUGCAAAUCAUCGUUUAAAUACAAUAAUAUCAUUGCGAACAACAUCAUAUAAUAAUACAAAUGCACUUUAUUCAUAUCUUUUAUUUAUUGAAAUAUUAAAACAAUCAUCAAAUAUGGAUCAAGCAAAAGAUUCAAUGAUAAAACAAAUAAAUUAUUUUCAUUGUAACAAUGAAAACUAUCUUUCAAGUAUUAAAACAUUUAAUGAAACAUAUAAAUCAGUUGAUGCAAUAGAAUGGUAUACAAAAGAUACAUUUCUUUAUCCAUUAAUUAAUAAAGCAUUUCGAACAGAAGAUUCAGCAGUUUGGUAUACAUUUAGAUUUUAUAUUAAUGAUUUAUGUAAACAAAUUCAAAAUGCUCAUCAAAAACUAAAUAAAAAAGAACGAUUUCGUGUCUAUCGUGGACAACACAAUGUACCUAAACAAGAACUUGAUAAUAUUAUUACAAAUCGUGGUGGAUUAAUAUCUUCUAAUGGAUUUUUUUCGACAUCAAAAUCAUUUAUUAUUGCUGAAGCCUUUUGUGGUAUUAGAAAACAUGAAGAAAAUUUUUGUUCAGUUAUUUUUGAUAUUACAGUUGACGCAAACGAAUUAAAACAUACGGUAUUUGUUGAUAUUGAUGAAUAUCUUCACCGAACAUCGGAUGAAGAAGAAAUUCUUUUCAAUAUUGGAACAGUUUUUCAAAUUGAUGAUUGUGAAAAAGUAGAAAAAGAAGGUUUUUGGCGAAUUCACAUGCAUGCAACAGAUGAAUGUAUCGAGGAUAUACAACAUCGAAUGGAACCAAUUAAAAAUAAAUUAUCGACAAUAAAUAUAAAUCUUUUUCUUGGAAAAUUAUUAAUUGAUAUGCAUCAUUAUGAUAAAGCUGAAUCAUAUUUUAAUAUGAUUUUAAGAAAUUUACCAGAAUAUUAUCAUCCUGAUCAACCAUUUAUUUAUGAAUAUCUUGGUGAUCUACAAAUGCGUGUGAAAAAUUUUAAUAAUGCAUUGGAAUAUUUUCAAAAAUCUUAUGAAUUAAAACAAAACUUAUAUUCUAAAGAUGAUCAAAAUAUGUUUAUGACAUAUAAUCAUCUGGGAAAUUAUUAUAAAGCCAUUGGUGAUCUAAAAACAGCUGAAAUAUAUUAUAACAAAACAUUUAAUUAUAAAAAUAAUCCAAUUAAUUUUGCAAUAACAAAAUUAAAUCUUUCAACAAUAUUUGUUUUUAAAAAAAAAUAUUCAAAAGCACGACAAAUGUGUUUAGAUGUGCAAGAGAUCUUUAAACAACUUCAACCAAUACCUCAUGCAGAUAUUAUGGCUUGUCAAGGAAUUUUAGGAGAUAUUUAUUUAAAACAAGAACAAUAUGAUAUUGCUCAAGAUUUUUAUCUUGAUGCAUUUCAAAUGGGUAAAACAUAUCUAUCAAUUGGUGAUCCACGUUUAAUUCAUUGUAUUUGUGCACUUGCUGAUCUUUAUUAUAAACAAGGAAAACAAACGCUUGCAAUGGAUUUUUGUAAAGAACAAUUAUCUAUUCACGAAAAAUAUUUAUCAAAUACAAAUCAUAUUUGUAUUGCACGAAUUCUUUUAAAAAUGGGUGAUCUAUCAAAUGAUAUUUCUUAUUAUCGAAAAGCGAUGGAAAUUUUUAAUAAUAAUAUGCGUUUUGAUUAUUUAUCAACUGCAAAAUGUCUUAUGAAAUUAGCAGAAUUGGAUCCAAAUGAUGAAAGUGAAAUUUCCAGGGCAUUGGAAAUUUAUCGAAUAAUUUAUCCGCCUGGACAUUCGAUACUGAUUGAAACGGAAAAAGAGUUAAUGAAAUUAAGAAAAAUAAAAAGAACACGUCAAUGUAGAGUCGAACAAAAUCGAAUAGAACAAAUUUCAUUGAUUGAUGAUCAAAUUUAUCAAACAGAAAAAGUCGAAUAA
Molecule: messenger RNA, 2310 nt
Organism: Adineta steineri
Lineage: Eukaryota; Metazoa; Rotifera; Eurotatoria; Adinetida; Adinetidae
Source: the annotation of a GenBank genome assembly